CACCCCUCCUCCCUCCUGUCUUUCAGACAGACUGUUUUUGCUGCAUUGAACGGUAGCCGUGGAGAGAGGGAAAACGCAAGAAAAACAAGAAGCCGAAGAAGGAAGAUAAAAAAAGUCAAUAUAGACAUAUCCAGAGAGACCUCAGAUCCAGCGCCAGCUAUCCUGCAUCACAAGGACCACUUCCAGACCAGAACCAACGGCGACAAAUAGUGCAGGACCCGGACUCCAGAGGCGUAUAUCGGUAAUACUCUGGUAACACUCCGGUGCUCCUCUGCCUAUCCUCGUGAGGAUUCAUCGAGACGAACAAACAGAUCUGUGUGUCCAACCGACCAUGGCAUUCCCUUCUUACCCGGUCCCUGGUCUAUGGACUCUGAGCUUAUUGACACUACUGGCAGCCUCUGUUCAAAGCAACUUCAUCGUUUUUGACGAUGACCCCAUGCAGCCGGUGACCCAGGACGAGACGGUGUCAGUGGGCGGCACGGUGACCCUGACCUGCCGGGUGACAGAGAGCGACAACUCCUCCCUGCAGUGGUCCAACACGGCCCAGCAGACUCUGUACUUUGGAGAGAAGAGAGCUCUGAGAGAUAACCGUAUCCAGCUCCACCAGUCAACAGGCACAGAGCUGUCCAUCACCAUCGGAGACAUCCAGCUGUCAGACGAGGGGGAGUACACCUGCUCCAUCUUCACCAUGCCCGUCCGCACUGCCCGUGCCACCGUCACUGUGCUAGGUGUCCCUGGUAAGCCUCAGAUCUCUGGCUAUGAGGAUGCUGUGCAGGAAGGGGGCAAAGUCACCCUCACCUGCACCAGCUCCGGGAGCAAGCCACCCGCCAAACUACACUGGUACAGAGACCAGAAGGAACUCACAGGUCGCCCUGAUGUGGUGGAGUCUAACCCUGGUGAGCCGACCUACACAGUGAUCAGUGAGCUGACUCUGACUGUGGGCCGAAGCGAUGAUAAUGCUCUGAUUGCCUGUGCUGUAGACCACCCUUCUCUGGCCCAUGGGGACAAAGGGAGCGAGCAACGCAUUAGAGUCCUGUUCACCCCAGACGUAACUAUCCAGCCUGAGAGUGAUCUGCCCAGAGAGGGAGGAAAGUUCCACCUGCAGUGCAUUGCCAACGGAAACCCCGAGCCUAUCUCGUACGUGUGGCAGAAGAAGGAUGGAGAGCUCCCCCCGCUGGCCAAGGUGGAUGGUAGUGUCCUGCGCUUUGAGAUGCUCAACAAAUCAGACAACGGCAUGUACCUUUGUCAGGCCGACAAUGGCAUCGGGAAGGUGCAGGGACAGUACACACUGUUGGUGCAAGACCUGACAGAUGAUUCAGACUACCUCUUCCCUACCUCUUUCUAUCUACCCUCCUCUUCUCCGACUUCUGACUCCCCCCCUCCUUCUCUUUUUCAUGAUUCUUUCUCUCAAUCCACAUCCCUUAUGUCAACAAUGUCUGGCACUGGGUCUGGGUUGUCUGCGUCCACAUCCCUACCUGCCACUUCUCCUCCCGUUAUCCCUUACUCAUCUGACCUUACUAUCACCCCUUCCCCUUAUCCCUCCUCUUCAUCCCCCUCUACCUCUUCUCCCUCUCCUUCUCACUCUCCUCCUCUUGCCAAUGUUCCAUCUACCUCUCUUUCCAACUCUCUCUUCCCUGAUCUUCCACUGUCUCCCGAACCCCUUCCCCCCUCCUCCUCUGACUCCUCCUCCCCCUCUUCUUCUUCCUCCUCUUCUUCCCCUCCUCCUACCAGCGUUACUCAUUCUGUCGCUCCCCCCUCCUCUGUCUCCCUCACUCCCUCCUCAGUUCCCAUACAGCUGAAUGGAGUUUACAGUUUCACAGAUGGUCCAGACAACAUUGCAGACCCCACUGCCAUGUCUACCUCUUCAGGAGUGGACCAUGCUGUGAUUGGAGGAGUGGUGGCGGUCAUCGUCUUCAUCCUGCUCUGUCUGCUCAUCGUCUUGGGCAGAUACCUCAUCAGACACAAAGGGACAUAUCUUACCCAUGAGGCCAAGGGCUCCGAUGACGCUCCCGACGCCGACACGGCCAUCAUCAACGCUGAGGGCGGCCAUUCCGGAGCAGAGGACAAGAAAGAGUACUUCAUCUAGGGAGGGGUCGGGAGGGGGGAGAGGAACGCCUCCAUUUGUCUUCACAAGCUUCAGUUCUUCACAGCAGCCAGAGGGGGAGGAGUAGGGGACAGACAGACAGACAGGGAAAUGGUGAAGUACUGAGACUGACAGGAAAAACAGAAAAGCUUCACCUGCAUUGAAAACAGUGCGAUUAUUUGCACUUAUAUACAUGACUUCCUCAUGUCCACUGACACACACACACACACACACACACACACACACACACACACACACACACACACACACACACACACACACACACACACACACACACACACACACACACACACACACACACACACACACACACACACACACACACACUACGUGUUACGUGUCACUGACACACUGUUACGAGAUACACAUCCUGUUCAUGCUCACAUGAACAUACCAACAGGCACAUGUACAUGUAACAGGAUCAUAGUAAUGCAAAGUAAUGUUCGAUUUCUUGAUUUAAGAGGAAAAACACAUUUUUUAUACAUGCAUAUACAGUACAUAUACAUGUUUCAUUAGCAUUCAACUGUCAGUGACACAAAUGCAAAAUUGUACUCCACAUAUUAUUGCAAAAAUGUCAUUCACAUUCCAGCAUGUUAUGCUGAAAUACAGUUUCUGAACCCCAAACACUGUCCCCCACCCAUUUAUCCAUACCAUUCCUCCCACUCGUCUGUCUUUCAUUUUCCCUAUUGUCUUCUCUCUAUUCUAUCACUCCCCACAUAGACUACGACAGACCAGGACAGACUCUAUAUGACAUUCUUCUGUUCAGAAAUCUGUCUAAAAUCAAUCAACAACAACUGCUGUACAUAACCUCUCUCUCUUUCCCGUCUUUCUCUGUCACACACACACACACAAAAACAAACAGACAAAUACAACCCCUAUUCCCUACAUAGUGCACUACUUUUGACCAGGGUCCAUUGUAACAUGAAGGAAACAGAAUCUAAACACAUGACAAUAAAAUGCAGCAGGGGUUCUCGAAGUAUGAAUAUUACUAACAACAACAGACGAAACUCAUUUUGGCCAAGGGAUCUGUGGAAUAAGUUUAGAGGGUGUAAUACAGUACAUGGAAUAAUAUGGACCCCCCCAAAUGUUUAUUUUUUAUUUGUACAUAAAUGCACUGUAAUUUAAGCUGUAAAACUGCUAAAUUCUCAUGUCAACGUUUGUAGAAUUGCAGGACAUUACGUUUAAAGCUGGAACAACAAAGAUCUCUCUGCCCCAAUGAUGAAAUGUGUAGAAUUGCAAGAUAUUAGCUUGAAAACGUCUAUAUUUUCUCUCCGAUGCCAAGAGGUGGGCCUUUAAAAUGUUGCUUUCCAGGGCCCGAAAAAUGGUUUGGUCCAGUCAUGCACUGCCGAAGUAAAAGUCAUCGUAUGCUACAUUUCUCUAACUCGAGUUGUGUUCUAAUUAUGAAUUUGCUAUCACAAAAGAGGUCCCCGGAUAAAAUACAAUACAAUUCAACCCCUACACUACCACACAACACACCCCAUGCAAAAACAGCAUCCCUGUAUGGCCACAGUGCGGGAUUCCGAUAUAAAUAUAUAUAUAUGUAUAUAUAUAUAUAUAUAUAGCAUUCUUUUUACUCAGAAAACAAACAAAAAACAUUUGGUGUGCUGUAAAUACACUAUCAUUUCCUCUCUCUCUUUCUCGCUCCUCCUCUCUCUCUUUAUCUCCUCCUACCCUACACAUCUCCUCCUCCUACCCUACAUCUCCUCCUCCGACCCUACAUCUCCCUCUGUCUGUUACUAACUGCCGUACAGUAUAUAAUCUAAAGCCUGCCUGUUUUUACUAAUGCUGAGUGAAAAAUAUCAAUAUCUCGGAAAAUGUGUGUUGCAAUGAAAACCUAAAAGUACUACAAAUAUUUGUAUCAAUUCUGUUUGGAUCCUUCUGUUUUGAUUGUUUUGUUCUGGUGUUUACUUACUGUCAGUGUUAACAGUUUUCAGUGUCUGUUGGUCAGUCCAGGAGUUCAUAUUGUUAUGAUUUAAUUAUGAUUAGUGAUUAUGAUGAUCUAUUUGCUUUAUUUAUGUUGUUAUCCCUGAGGGAUACUGUAGUAGCUCUAAUGAAUAUAAUUAUACCACAUCGCUUCUAUCCUGCUGCUGCAUUCUGGAAUGCUCUCUCUGGCCAACCACCGGCCACUAAACGCAUGCUAUAAUGACAUCACUUAAUGUAAGUGGCUAAUACAGUCACUGCACCUUUUAAAAUGACAUCAUUCCCUGCAAUCUAAUAAAAGAGUCCAGCCAGGCUUGCAGGCAGCAGUUAACCAGGGUACAGUUCAGUGGGCAGGGCACUCUCUCUGCUUCAGGCAUGCAUACUGACACUGAACUUCAUCUCUCUCUCUCUCUCUUUAUCCACUCUCUUUGUCCCUUAUCUCUCUCUCUCUGCCCCCCCCCCCUCUCUCUCUGUCCUCUCUACCUCUCUCUAUAAUUAUCUGCACCCCCCCUCUCUCUAUCUCUCUGACCAUCCUUCCAUCUCUUUGACCUUUCUCUUCACUUUCUUUAUCAGUCUCCCACACACACACACUCAGAAAACACAUUUAAAUAACUUCAUAGCUAGCUAGAGCAUUACUAGAUUUGCUCGUUCAGCGAGCUAUUGUCUGAUGCGACCGGCCGGCGCGCCAGCCUGACGUCUGGACUGGACACCAGGGGUCCGUUCUGUUGCUCUUGUUAUAGAAUUGUUAAUUCCGUCUGUGGUAGUUUUGUACACCUAGGGAAUGAUCAGGGAUUGCUUCUAUCUCAUCCCCCAUUGCCAUUUUGCCACCGGGCUGUUGUGGAUGGGAAUAGCCAGAGGUAAUAUCUAUACCAUGGCUACGUCUGUGACUGCACGGCAGCAAAAUUGAGCCCUCUAUCCAGCUCUAUGCGAUCUCUAUGGGAGUAGGUAAUCUAGUGAGUCUGCUGUCGUAAUAAGCUACGGUAUACAGCCUCUCUGGGGAGAGAAAGAGAUGUCUGCAGACGAAAUGGGAGCGUGGUGUCUGUCACUCGCAAUGUGUUCAUUUGGCUCGCUCACUUUCUUAAGAGAGGGGGUUCCAUUUGGUGAGUUGCAUUUUCUAAGUAGUCCCAGUCGUACGUAACCUUUGACCUUUCAACUGAUGAGGAGUUGGAACCAGGAAUGUCUGUCUACUCCACAGAAACUAAGGAUAAUAGUAGACCUACUUACUGGAUGUUUCCAACUGGACCUGUAUUUGCUGAUAUCUAUCCUAGCUCUAGAAGAUCGCAUGAAAUGUCUGCAUGAGAAAAGAAGGUGGAACACACUAUAGCUUUGACCAAACAUGAGAACAUGAAAACCGUUGUUGACAAGCCCCUAUAUGAGACGAUCAACCGACUGAUGGAAGUGUUUGACGGCUUGUCCAUAGAAUUAGAAUCAUUCUAGCCAUAUGGGCUUUCCCUACUCCCCAGUCUGCAGACAUCUAUUAUAUUCUAGAACACUCCACGCUUUGGAACGCAUUGCAUUUGUGUGCAGUUACAGCUUUCUGCCACCAGGUGUCAGUGACGAGCAGCUGUUUAUCUUGCUUUGGAACACACUGUCUUACCCCUAUCACCUGUCCACCUUUCUGCUCUCUUUUCUGCACCAUUGUUGGGGGAAUGCUCUUUCUCCACUGCUCUCUCUCUUCUUAUUUUGUAGUAUGUUAUCUUGAAGAAUAGAUUUAAAAAUGAUGUUUAUUUUUCAAAGAAAGGUGUGCAUACUUUUAAAUGUAUUACUUUCAAUUCAAUUGCUAAUUUUUUUUUUCUUUUUUUAUAAAUAGAUGUUCAAUAUUUUAAGGUUAGAGGGUAGUUUGGCGUAUCUUAUUGUUUCGACAGUCCACCAUUUUUAUAUAAUUUCAUGUAUAUAGUGUUGCCUUUACUGGUUAUUUUUACAAGCACACUGAUACACACUCACACACACAUGUGCAUGAGGUACAUGUAGUCUGUGACUACAGUGUGUUUGUGCGUGCCUGUGUGUGUGUGCCUGUGUGUGUGUGUGUGUGUGUGUGUGUGUGUGUGUGUGU
Messenger RNA from Oncorhynchus gorbuscha (pink salmon), 6077 nucleotides. Its product is annotated as cell adhesion molecule 3-like. The transcript has 12 exons. The record is from RefSeq and is a predicted model, not a curated record. NCBI's taxonomy places the organism in Eukaryota, Metazoa, Chordata, Actinopteri, Salmoniformes, Salmonidae. Bases 332 to 2086 code for a protein of 584 amino acids. Gene Ontology annotation, cellular component: presynaptic membrane. Gene Ontology annotation, biological process: homophilic cell-cell adhesion.